GAAAUAUCUCUCAGCGUUUCUAUUGUAACUUUUCCUUUCUUAGUUAUAUGAGGAAAGGAAAAUCAAUAACUUGCAAUAAGAAUCGUUAGCAAACACUUAUCGAACGUAGAUGACUAUUACAAAAGAGGAAACACUUACCGAAUUGUAUUAAAAAAGGGAAACUUAAUUGCACUACACAAUUCCAGAAGAACUAAGAACAAUAGACAUCCUCUAUAUAUUUAGAUUUUAGAGUCAUUGAUAGAGCUCACACAAAAUAUUGAAUUAUAUUGACUCUCAUAUAACAACUAUCGCAAGAAGUAGAAGAAAGAAGAUGGUGAACGAAACAGAAGCAUUACCAUGCGAGGGAGGCUGUGGACUCUACGGCACCCGAGUGAACAACAAUCUAUGCUCUCUCUGCUACAAAAAGAGUGUUCUUCAACACUCGCCCGCUUUAAGAUUCGAACCCGAGACCGAGCAAUCACAGUGUUGCCCUCCUACGAAUAGUCCCGCCGUUGAAGAAGAACCGGUCAAAAAAAGGAGAUGUGGGAUAUGUAAGAGGAAGGUAGGAAUGUUGGGAUUCAAGUGUAGAUGUGGACACAUGUUUUGCGGGUCACAUCGUUAUCCGGAGGAGCAUUCUUGUCCCUUUGAUUACAAACAAUCUGGACGGCUCGCCUUGGCCACACAGUUGCCUUUGAUCAGAGCUGACAAGUUGCAGAGGUUUUAGUGAUAUGUGUCGUAGAUGUUUAGAUUCCUUGGCUAAGAUUUUGAUGUUGUUAAAUUCUUUGUACCAGUAAUAAUAUAAGUUCUUUUAG
Arabidopsis thaliana (thale cress) is the source of this 791-nucleotide messenger RNA. It is a transcript of the gene SAP10, whose product is annotated as stress-associated protein 10. The record is from RefSeq and is marked reviewed. Gene Ontology annotation, molecular function: DNA binding; zinc ion binding. Bases 311 to 703 code for a protein of 130 amino acids. NCBI's taxonomy places the organism in Eukaryota, Viridiplantae, Streptophyta, Magnoliopsida, Brassicales, Brassicaceae. The transcript has a single exon.